AUGCCAUUUUAUAUAAAUAAACAUAUAAACCUUUUUAAUGUCUAUAAAUUAUUUCAUAACAAAAAAAAAAAAAGUUGGAUGAUAAUGAUUCCACCCAUAAAAGAUAGAAAUAAUUAUAAUAGAAACGUUUCCUGGAGUCCUGAUAAAAAGUGUACGAAUGAAAUUAAAAAAGAAAUUAUACAUGAUGAAAAUAAGAUAGAUCAUAAUAAUGAUAAUAAUAAUAAUAUGGAUGAUAUAUCUUAUAAGAAUAGUAAUAAUGAAAAUGUUCCUAAUCAUAACAUUAAUCAUUUUAAUAAUAACAUAAUAUGUAAUCAUUCUAUUAGUAAAAAUUAUAAAAGAAUAUUAUUAAUAGAAAAAUAUACCAAAUAUGAUAAUUUAAAAAAGCUAGGAUAUAGUGAUGAAUAUAUAUUAAAAAAUUUCUUGAGAGUAUAUAUAUCUCAUUUUACCCAUACACUUAUACUAAAUAAUAUUAUCCAUUUAUUAAGAACAAAAUAUAAAGCUCAUGUUUCAAUAUUGAAGGCUUAUAAAAAAAAUAUCGAAAAUAUAUUUAUAAGUAGUUCAAGUGUAUUUGCUCCGGACGCUAUAUUCAGCGUGGGGGGUGAUGGUACGUAUCUCGAAUCUGCACACAUUAUAGCGAACAAGUACUCCAUCGACAAAAAUGCACGAAGAGAAAACAAAAGAAUUGAACUAGUGGGAAUAAAUAGUGACCCUAGAGGUUCAGAAGGCAAAUUAUGUCUGGACUAUUUUAUAGAAAAUAAUGAGAAUGACAUGGAUUGUUCAUAUGAAUCAUUUGAAGAAUUUGAAAAGCUAUAUAAUAAGAAAAGUAAGAAGAAGCAUUUUAUUUUUACAGAUGUAAAUAAUUUUAUAGAUUAUUUAAAAAAAAAUGGAGAUAAAAAGAACAAAAUAGAUAUGAAGACUGUCUUGGAUAUAAAUAGAUGUAUGGAUACAGAUCCUUGUGAUGAUAUAAGUUCUUCUGAAAAUAUAGAUAAUAAAGAAAUUUCGUCGCAGCAGGAAUUAUGUUCAUUCAGAAAAAUAAAUACCAUAGAAGAUAUUGUAAGAAAUAAUAGUUUGAGUUAUAAUGGAUUGGAAGAUGAAGAGCAAAAUUGUACGAAUGGAUAUGAUAAGGAGGUUGAUGUGUAUGAUAGAAAUAAAGAUAUGGACCAACAUAAUAUUAAUAUUAAUAUUAAUAGUAGUAGUCGUAGUAGUAGUAGUAGUAGUAGUAUACAUAAUAGUAAGAUUAAGAAUAUGGAAGAUCAUGGUAUAUUAUCAAAUAAUAGGUACAUUAAAAAUAAGGAUAAUUUAAUUAUUAGCAUAAAAGAAUAUAUAAAUAAUACACUACGUAAUUUUUUUGAAUGUAAUAAACAUCAAAAAGUAUAUAGAAAAUAUAUAACCGUUGUUAUUAAGAAAUCGAAUGAAGGUGAAAUAAGAACAUAUAAAAGUAUAAAUGAAGUAUAUAUUUAUGAAGCUAUAAAAAAUAAUAUAUGUACAUAUAUAAAUAUAGAUAAUAAACUUGUUAAGAAAUUAAAAAGUACAGCUUUAUUAAUUACUAGUGGGACCGGUUCCACUGCCUGGGCUUAUAAUAUAAAUAAAAUUGAUAAGAAAAAAAUGAAAUAUAUUAUUGAUGAAUAUAUAAAUAUACAAAAUGACACAAUAAAACAAAAUAUAAAAAAUAUUAAUCUAGAUCUAUUUUCAGAAUAUAUUAAUAAUUCUAUAUGUUUCAAUCCAAAUAGUAUAUAUAUGAAAUGCAUUGUUAAAGAACCUGUUGAAAAUAGUGUAUACGAUUCAACAGAUCAUAUAUAUAAUUGUAGGUAUAUUGAUAUAAAAACAUGUACAAAUAAUACAAUUGUUUAUAUAGAUGGAAUAUACAACAUUAAAAUUCAACCAAAUGAUUCUAUUAUUCUCCACAUAAAGGAUGACGACCAUAUAGUAACAUAUAAAUGA
Molecule: messenger RNA, 1941 nt
Organism: Plasmodium falciparum 3D7
Lineage: Eukaryota; Apicomplexa; Aconoidasida; Haemosporida; Plasmodiidae
Biological process (GO): NAD+ metabolic process
Molecular function (GO): phosphotransferase activity, alcohol group as acceptor; kinase activity
Source: RefSeq, a predicted model, not a curated record